AGUUGGGGGUGAAAGUCGGCACUACCACACAAGCGUCGUAGUAGGCUCGCAAAAGGGAGUUGGGUGUUGUGCGUGGAGAGUUGUGGUGUGUGUAGCAGGCCGUGAAUGUCACGGAAGCGGAAAGUGUUGGUGUAGUCUGCAGCAAAGUAGGCUGUGGGCCAAAGUGUGCGUGAUCGGUUCGUGGUGUGAGAGGAUUUACCCACCCACCGACGCAAUGUUUGCACAUGUGUGUGUGUGUGUGUUAGUGUGACGUAGUGCGAAUUGUGAAGAUAGGAUACAACUGCAAGUACGAAGAAAAUCAAGUUUAGGAGGAUUUUCAAACCUACCUGUUUCGAGGAUAAAAAUCGCAAACCAAUCAACCAGAAAUUUAUCUAAUUGAGGCACAUCAUCGCGGUUGGUCGAUUCCUCGGUUCCACCCUGAAGCAUUUCCACGAUCCGUCCUGUUGCUGGCGAGCAAUUUCCUUGCCGGAUCGUGCCCUGGUGCUCCAGCCGUUCAAUACCCCGAAGCCUUGCGGUGCCGUGUGCAACCGGUGUGGAAAAUCGGCGUCGCUUCUCCCUGCAAAACAGGGCGUGUCGUGUCGUCCCCGAAAGCCAUAAACCACCUACAAGAAGAUUAAAUCCUCGGACACAUAAUCCGUUUCGUACCACCCCCCUCCCCUUCUUAGGUUUCUGGUAUCUGGUGCAGUAGGUCCGGGCAACCCGAAGAAAACGACACGUGGGCACGUACAGCGAUAAGUCUUGGACGCGCGCGUGGAAAAUGGCCCACCCACCGUCACCACCACCCACUGCAACUACACUGCACCCAGGCGCAGAUCGUGGGUGUGGAGAAGAAGGAAAAUAAUUGAGUGAAAUAGUGGCGGCAGCAUUAAAGAAGGGGGUGGGAACAAAAAGAGAAAAAAGAAAAUCGAUUUUGGUUGCAAGUGCAGGAGCUCCCCCCGAAGAAGUGGUGCUUUUCACGUGCAAGGUUUUGGGCUGGCCGAGGUGGGUGGGAAAGUGUCUACCACCACGGUGCGGUUGCUAAAGAAAAAGCAAGAACAAAUGCGAUAAGGGCUUAAGGAAAAAAGAAAGAAUAAUUAAAGUGGAAAGCUACCCGAGUGUUCCACCAAACCCCUUCUAGUGAAACUCUACCCCCAGAGAGUGGCCAAAUGGCAAGCGUUGCUGAAGUGAAGAGUUCAUAAUCGGCCAACGGUUGACACACACUCACUCAACCCUUCGUGGUGUACCCUACUUAAGGAAGAAAAAAAAAUAGUGCGACAGCAACAAAAACCAGUGCAAAGUGUUUUCCGGCACGAGGCACAAAACCUCCAAAGUGCAAAAAGAAAAAGUGAAUCCCCAACAGCUGCACCAGGAACCGAGGCAAGAUAUUGUCGUGACAGGGAAGAUUUACCGGAUCAAAUAACUUGCGCGAUCGGAUGCAGCCAUGAACCAUCGCCGGAAGGACGGCUAAAAAGCACGUCACCGACAAAAGGAUUAGAGUGUUGUUCCCUCGAGGGUUGGAGAAAGCUUUUUAAAACUGGGAAGCUUUUUUCUCUCUCUCCACCAAAGGGGCGCUGCGUUCGAAGAUCGUUCUCGUCCUCAGAUGCAAUGACCAAUCUGCGGAAGUAACGUGCCAGCGCUCGCAACACUUCUGAGAAGCCCCAGCCCCACCCCUCCGGCAAGGCAUGCAGUUGAACGGCAACACGACGGUCACGAUGGCCGCCUCGUCGGAACCGCCCGAGCCCCCGCCCCGCAAUCCGGACAAGAUCAAUGCAUCACUCAAGCAGCUGACCGAUGCGAAAACCCGUUCACUGGACACGGCAGAUAAGACGGCCGCCCCGCCCGUCACCGGUGUCCGCACGUUCCGGCCGAUCCUGUCGCUGGACAAUGCCAAACCCCUGCCGAAAGCGUUCGAAUCGGCCGGAACGCCCACGUCCGCCCCGGCCACGACCUUCAUCGGGGGCAAUAAAUCCAACAACAGUAGCAGCGAUUCCAGCACAACGCCGAGCGGGCCCGGUCCCAGUACCAGCAGCAGUAGCAACGAAAACAAUGCCGCGCGGACGUCCUCCAACGAGGUGGCAGCGUCGGCGGGCGGAAGCGCAACGAGUCCACCGGGGCCGGAAGAAUCAAUUGGCUCGAAAUUAAACUCUGGCAGCCAACAACCUGCGCAAACAUCGCCCACCCAGAGUGAACGCAGCAGUACCGGCAGUAAGGAUCAGAGCGGAGAUAACGCGGGGGACAACCUGUUCAAAAAUGGCGUCAAGGAUUUGGCGUCGCCUCAAACGACCAAGAUCCGGCACGAGAACGAGCGGCUGACGGCGGAGAUCACGCGGCUGAAAAAGCUGCUCGCCAACUCGCCGGACGGGGCCGUCGGCGGCGUCGACCCGCUGCUGUCCGACAGCAACAGCUUCGACGCGCACUCGACCGACGACAGUGGCGGCCGGGUCGAGAAGCUCGAGAACGAGCUGCGGAUAUCGAAGGAGCUGAUUCAGAGUCUCAAGCUGGAGCGCAAAAAGCUCCGUUCGGACAAGUCCGACCUGCUGUCCCAGGUGAAGCAGCUGUGCGCGUCGCUCCAGGACAAGGAGCAAGAACUGAGGAAUUUCAUCCGUAACUUCGAGCAACGAAUACGGGAAACGGAGGUGAGCAGCGCCAAGCACAACUCGGAGCGGGAACGCGAGCGGUGGUCCCUGCUGAAGCACGCCCGUGACGAGGCGGAACGUUCGAUCGCGCUGGCGGCCCAGCUGAACGCCCGCGACAUCCAGCUGCAGCGAACCCAGGAACAGCUGCAGGAAGCGCGGCGGCAACUGUCCGGUUGUAUGUCCGACCAGGAAAGCUUGGUAUCGGCGGCUCCGUUGACGCCACCGUCGGGACACUUGAACCACACUCAAACGGCUACUGGGGGAUACUCCAACAUCAGCGGAACUCCUGGCGAUCGUGGUUCGUGUAGUGCCGAUUCCGGUGUUAGAGAGCUUAUUGCAGGAAGCAGCGAUCGGGAGAGCGCCGCUGGAGAUCUGAACCUCAGUGACGGGCCCUGCGAGAACGGACCCUGCAUACAGGUUGACUCGGACAGUGUGUCGCUGGUGUCCAGCCACCACAACAUGUACCAAUACGGAACACCGAAGGAACGAAGUCCGACGCUUUCGCCGUUGAACGCCGGGGCCUACUCGCGAUCAGUUGAUACGACCGCACUUUCCAACUCCUUCCGUUCUGUUGAUCAGCUGGGUUCCCCAAUCGAGAACGAGAACCAAACCUUUGCCAGAAGACUGCAGCAGCAACAAUCUCAAUCAUCGCAAUCAUCCAAGACUGGCGCUGCCGGUGCCGUUGGUGGUGCCGGAACAAGCCUAACGGGCCGUACAGGCCGUGGCGGAACCUGGGGCAGUAUAUCGCGGGUGUUUGCCCGCAACCGGAACCGCAACAAGAGCAACCCGGUGGCGGAAACCGAACCCACCGACUUCCAGUGGAGUCCGCUGACCGAGGAAGGCUACGCGGAAAAGCUACGACUGCUGCGGGAAGCCUCCUCGAUGCCGAUGGAACGUUGGAGGGCUUCCCAGGUGCUGGCCUGGCUGGAGGUUGCCCUCGGUAUGCCCCAGUACAGUGCACGAUGCGCCGAAAACGUCAAGAGCGGCAAGGUCCUGCUCGAACUGAGCGAUGCCGAACUGGAAAGCGGCCUCGGCACGAGCCAUCCGAUGCAUCGGAAGAAGCUGCGGCUGGCCAUCGAAGAGCAACGCCGUCCGGAGCUGGUCCGGUAUCCGACCAUUGGGCAGCUGGGUCACACCUGGGUCGCCUCCGAGUGGCUUCCGGACAUUGGUCUUCCACAGUACGGGGAAUCGUUCAUGCACUCGCUGGUGGACGCCCGCAUGUUGGACACCCUCUCGAAGAAGGAGCUGGAAAAGUAUCUCGGCGUGACGCGCAAGUUCCACCAGGCCAGCAUCGUACACGGAAUCCACGUGCUCCGGAUAAUGAAGUACGACCGGCAGUCGCUGGCCAUGCGGCGGCUCCAGUCGGAGAACGUCGACACCGAUCCGAUCGUGUGGACGAACCAGCGGUUCAUCCGCUGGGCGCGCUCCAUCGAUCUGGGCGAGUACGCUGACAACUUGAAAGAUAGCGGCGUUCACGGCGGCCUGGUGGUUCUGGAGCCGUCCUUCUCCGGCGACACGAUGGCCACGGCACUCGGCAUUCCUCCCUCGAAGAACAUCAUCCGGCGCCAUCUGGCGACGGAAUUCGAAACGCUCAUCCUUCCAGCAAGGGCCACUCUGGGCCAGGGGAUACGAACCGGCGGCGGCACCGUGGUCCCAAUCGCCAGCGGAAUCGGCAUGAUACCGAUGCCCGGAGAUCGACGCAAUACCGGCAGCUUGCGGUUUUCCGCCUGGAAAGGAUCACAGGGAUCCCUCACAAAAGCAUUCCGGAUAAGUUCCGGGUACAAGCCACGAGCGGGAGGCAGUGGCACCAGCAACGGCGGCGGCUCCGACAAAAACAGCGUCUACAGCUCGACAUCCCCGACGCCGUCGUACAGCAGCAGCGAGGGCGGAAUCUACGCCGCGGUCGGCUUCCAUCAGCUGCAUGGCCACCUCCCGCACCACCAUCUGCCUCCGCCCACGACGGCCCCUCCCCCCGUGCCAUCGUCCGGCGGUGGAAGCGGUGGCGUUCCCAGCCCACUGGCCACCGCCGACCAGAGGGCCAACUACCGGGUCAGCGCACCACCCAUGGACGGGUCCUCGUCGUCGUCCUCGAUGGCAACCCUGCCCAAGUACGGUUCGCAGCAUCGGCGCGUCAAAAGCAUCAGCGACAUCGAGGUGGCCGCAGCCGUUGGGUCCGGCUAAUUCUCGCUCUCUCUCUCUAAUCACACGCGAUUUCAUCUCAUCACACCACCACAAAGCGUAUCGAUGGCAGCUGCAGUGGCGGUUGCAUAAAUACAGGUGCACAUAGAGGAACCGCGCCAUCUGUUGGCGAAAGAAUAAUGGGGUUGGGAAGAGAACCUCAGUCGAAUGGAUCAUAGACAAAUAACAUGCAUUUAAUUAUUAAAGUCGUCCAAUGUUUUGAUUCAUUGAAAAAUUAGUAUUUAGUUUUAGUUUUUUGACUAAUGAUAUUUUUUGAUCUUUAUUCCAAACAUUAUUUAGUAUUUAUUAAAUUGAGAUGUUUUUUAUUUCUUCUAAAACAUGAGUUUUGAAAGAAUGAGAAAAAUACAGUUGGUUGUCUGUGAUCCAUUGCGGAAAAUAGAAAAAAAAAACCCAUUCAAUUGUCGUAUCAAAACUGAAAUCAAUUGUAAACCAAAAAUCACGCCCCAUGUACAACCGCAGAUUAACUAUGAAGCAGAGAAUUAUUUUUUUUAUGUUUGGUUUUGCGGUUAUCAAUGAAACUCAGUUCGCACGUGACUUUUACCUUGAUCACUAAAAAUAAACCACAAAGAGCUGUGGCCCUUCCACCUUGUUUUCAAUGUUUGGUUCACAUUGUGAUUUGAAUAGUUCUACCCCGUAUAAAUUUCGAUUUUAAAAAGUAAGCAUUCAAACUAGACCAUUCCACAAAGCCACCGUCAAAACAGUAGAAGAGUCAACAUAUCACCUCGACCACUUUCCAAAGAAACCCGUACAUUCCACAGCUGUAAUUCCACUGAACCGAACAACAUAAACCGUAACCAAAGCUUGUGUAAACGAUCUUACAAUAACUGUUAGUAAAAACAAAACAAAAAAAAACUAUAAACCAAAGCCGAUCGCAAUGCGCCAACAGGCGCCCCAGAGUGAGAGCAUUGUUCCAGUCAUCACAAAAUAUAUUCUUGUAAAACCGUACUGUUUGUAUUUAGUAGCAACCCAGAGUCGACGGCGCAAAACCAACUACUCAACAAGAAAAAAAAGAAGAGAUAAUCAAGUGCAUGUGGAAUAUUGAUAUUGAUAUCGGAAUUUCUGUCUAAUACUGCACAGGCUCAACACUGGCACAGCAAAGCGAAGUGAUUUAUUAUAAUCAGUAUCUGAUAGGGAAAUUGUUUAAUUCAAUAAAGUUAGGAAAGCAGCUGCAACUAAGAGAUAUUAACUAUAUAUAUUUAAACGAUAAAUUCGAGCACUCAAACGAUAGAUUGAAACGCAAGAAAAAACAAGUCGCAAAACUAUUUAUAACUACGCUAUGUUAGAAUAACUUGUCGUAACUGUAGUACUGAUGACAGAUAUGUAAAAAAAAACUGCAAGAUAUUACAUUUCUUAUCUGAUGGUCAAACUAAUGCAAUGAAAUAUAAUAAAAUAUUUGUAUUUAUUCUGGAAA
This is a messenger RNA of Culex pipiens pallens (northern house mosquito), 6225 nucleotides long. Its product is annotated as kazrin-like. The record is from RefSeq and is a predicted model, not a curated record. Gene Ontology annotation, molecular function: protein binding. The transcript is spliced from 16 exons. The coding region runs from base 1662 to 4796 and encodes 1044 amino acids. Lineage: Eukaryota; Metazoa; Arthropoda; Insecta; Diptera; Culicidae.